AUGAAAACAGCAGUUGUCUGGGUGAUUCAACAAAAUACAAUACCUUACUGGUGUCCACAAAAUCUCCUGGAGUGUUUCUGGUUUUGCUUUAAACUUAUCCUUAAAUGGGUGUAUGAGAGGGUCUGUCCUAACUUUUUCAUUCCAUCUAACAACAUAUUUCUGAGUAAAAUCCAUGGCAACAAACAUCUUCAAUUAUUUAUAAGACUGUAUGGGUUGUAUGAGAAGGGUUUAGCAUUCCUGCUACACAGUCCCUCCAUUACGCCUUAUAUUAUAAAUGUCCUCUAUUACCCCACAUUCUCCAUUUGUACAGAUGAAAAUACUCUGAUUUCUGAGACUAAGUUUGAUGUAAACCUAUUUCAUGAAAUUCACAGCUAUGAUUCAUCAUACGAAUUGAACCUACAAAGUUGUAUGAGGUUUCUAUAUACAAUAGGACGGAUAAUUAAUUUACCCCUCCUGACACAAAAUCAAGUUUUACAGCUACAGAAACUUACAGGUAAUGUCCUUCAGCAAACUGCAUUUAUUUUGAACAUGGAAGUUUACACACAUCAAAACAAACUGAGGUAUAGAGCUGACAAAAUCUCCCGUCACAUGCUGAAAUUGGCAGCCAAGUUUGGUUGUAUUACUGACAUGUUGUACAUGUGCAUGUAUUAUUACAAGGCACUUAGAUACAUGGAAGCUUUAAAUAUUAUAGAGAUGAUCAAGGUCAAGUUAGCACAGCCAUAUGUGAUUUGUUUGGAUAAUGUAGAUGCAGAAAAGUAUACUGAGGCUGUAGGGGGACAGUCCUGGUCAACAAAGAUGAGACAGGCUUUAGCAUGGGAUAUCAUACUUGACAAUGACUUCCAUUACAUCAGUGAAUUGAUACAGAACAACAGUCUGUGGUACAGAAUCAUGCAAAAUCAUUUUAUGUCUCACCAUUUAUACUGUUAUACAUGCUAG
Molecule: messenger RNA, 936 nt
Organism: Saccostrea cuccullata (small rock oyster)
Lineage: Eukaryota; Metazoa; Mollusca; Bivalvia; Ostreida; Ostreidae
Exons: 1
Coding region: 1-936 (311 amino acids)
Source: RefSeq, a predicted model, not a curated record